AUGAUGCCAACUGCCCUCCCGCCCAUGGCAACGCCGCUCCGAGACGAGACGGCCGCCGUCUCGACCCUAAAGGACCCCGGUCCUCAUACGGCUUCACCCAACCACACCUCCUCUGAUCUGUCGACCUCUGCCUCUUCAACCUCUUCGGCUGGCUCGGUCUUGAACAUUGCCGCAAUUGUCUCGAGUAAUGCGCCCACCGCUUCCUCCCCGCAGAACCAUGUCGCUCCCUCCGUCAUACCCCCACCAGAAACCCCGUCCGGGACGAUAGUCAUUGUGUUUGGCGCGGGAAUGGAAAGCGUCGUCCACAUGGUCGCGGAGGUGCUCGGGAAGCCCUGGACAACGGAAACCUCGCUCGCGACGCUGGCGAGAGCCACGGACGUGGUUGUUGCCGGUGUGCUGGCGCAUGAUCUCGACCGCAGUCUGGAGGGAUGCGACAGGUCCUCGUUCAUUCUGAUCAAUACUCAUUGCGUGGAGGAUGGGUCCGCACCCGAAGAUGCGCUGACCGAAUUCUGCGACUACGAGUUCUUGUACUCGCGAACCCCCUUUUUGCGCCGCGAUCUGACGCGCUUUCUUUCUUUGAUCCUGGGUCAGACGAGGCCGCAUGAGGACUUGCGCACCAAGACGCGGACAAAUUUUAUCUCGACGACCUUCCCGGAUGUGCAUGCCGCGUUGCCGAAUUUGGAUAUCUUGUCGGUGGGAUCGGAUGCGGUUGAGAUUCGCGUGGACUUGCUGGUCGAGCCUACGGCGGAUGGCACUGCGGCGGGCUCGGUGCCCAGUCUGAAAUAUGUGGGUCAGCAAUUGAUGCUGCUGCGGCAACAUACCGAAUUGCCGAUUAUUUUCACAGCGAGAUGUACCAAGGAGAAUGGAAAAUUCCCCAUGGACGAUCCCGUAUUGUUCUACAAGUACUUGCGGCGCGCGAUUCAGUGGGGUGUUGAAUAUGUCGACGUGGAGCUGUGGUUGCCCGAAGAGAUUCGCCGGCGGUUAUCAGAAGUCAAGGGUCACAGCAUUAUCAUGUCUGCGUUCCACGAUUUCUCCGGGACGUGGAAGUGGACGGCCCCCGAGGCCCAGCGGGUUUUCGAGGAGAGUGCCAAGUACGGUGAUAUCGUCAAGAUGAUCGCCAUGGUCUCGACUAUCGAGGAAAAUUAUGAACUGGAAUACUUCCGUUCGACUAUCAAAAGUCGUGGACCGGGUCCGCUUCUCUCCGCCGUCAACAUGGGUCAAAUGGGUCAACUCUCGCGUGCCUUGAACACCGUCUUCUCCCCUAUCACCCACCCCUUGCUCCCCAUGAUCGCAGCUCCGGGCCAGUUGACCGCAGCCGAGAUCAACGAAGCCCUGCAUAUCAUGGGCCAGCUACCAAAGCGCGAUCUAUACUUCAUCGGCUCGUUCCGCGCCACUCCGCACUCCAUGUUCAUGGAGAAAUGUCUGAACGAGCUCGGCCUCCCGCAUACAUUUACUUCGAUCGACCGCGGGCCCAAGGGCUCCAUGGAGUCCAUCCUCACCCAGCCGCAAUUCGGCGGUGCCUGUCUAAAUCCACCCAUCUCCAGCUCAACCACGUACAUGCCCUCCAUCAGUGAUGCGGCCCGAGCCAUCGGCCUCGUCGAUACCAUUGCCCUGUCCGCGCCGGCCGAGACCGGCAGCGCGCGAUUCGUCGGCGAAAAUGCCGCCUGGAAGGGCAUCCGUGCCACGCUGACGCGCGAGUACGUACCCUCCGCGUACCGCGGCCGUGCGGCCAUCAUCCUUGCCGGCUCCGAGACCGACGCCUCGGCUGCGAUCUUUGCCCUGCGCAGUCUGGGCGUGGGAUCGAUUUAUACGGUCGGGUUUAAGGCGAGCGGACCGCUUGCGGCUGGAUUGGAACCGUUUACCUCGAUUCAGUCGGUUAAAUUGGUUGAGCAGCCGUUCGUGAUCGUUUCCGCGUUGCCGCCGGAAAAGUCGUUGUUGGUGCAGCCGUUGUUAAGGCAUUAUCGGACGAAUGGCCGGUCGUCGCCGCCGUCGACUCGGGGUAAGGUUUAUCUUGAUUUAACCACUGGGCCGAGGAAAGGGGAUCCCUUGGGCGUCGCGAGUAGUGCCGGGUGGACGGCGUAUGGGAGCGAGGAUGUUAGUGCUUGGACGACGGUGGAGACCUUGCGGUUGCUGGUGGGUCAGAAUGUGCCAUUUGACUUUGUGAGGAUGGCGUCUGGACGACCAUUAUUCUGA
This is a messenger RNA of Penicillium brasilianum, 2193 nucleotides long. NCBI's taxonomy places the organism in Eukaryota, Fungi, Ascomycota, Eurotiomycetes, Eurotiales, Aspergillaceae. The record is from the annotation of a GenBank genome assembly.